Molecule: messenger RNA, 4324 nt
Organism: Dermochelys coriacea (leatherback sea turtle)
Lineage: Eukaryota; Metazoa; Chordata; Testudines; Dermochelyidae
Gene: STK32A
Product: serine/threonine kinase 32A
Exons: 14
Coding region: 1837-2886 (349 amino acids)
Biological process (GO): protein phosphorylation; regulation of signal transduction; G protein-coupled receptor signaling pathway
Molecular function (GO): G protein-coupled receptor kinase activity; G protein-coupled receptor binding; ATP binding
Source: RefSeq, a predicted model, not a curated record
UGCCUGAUUUGAGCAAGACACUGAAGUUAAUACCACUACUCAUUGCAAAAGAGUCAUGGGAUCUUUAAUGACCACUGGGGUCAAGACCUUGUUUUUCCCUCCAGACUCUAUUCCUUGUCUCCAGCGUUUCCUCCGUGGAGAAGGAAAGGGAUCAUGUGGCAUACAAUGUUGAUCUGUUUUUUAAGUAACUGAUCAAAAUAUAGGAGUAAGAAAUUAGAGACUAUUUUAAAAAUAAAGUUUUCUGAAAUUUAUUUCAUUUGCAUCACUAUCUUGUCUCCACGAGGGGGCCCCAGAGAUCUCCAGAAAGGCUUCAGCGUCGCUUCUUUGUCCUUUAAAUUCUUUGAAAUAAGGUUCUACACAUAAAAAGGUCCACAGAUCUUCUGAGGGAGUGCUAGAUGGUAAUGCUAACCUCAGCGCUAUGCAUCCCAGGCUGGUGAUGUAACUGCACGAGAGAACUUUGGGCAAACUUCACCAUGGGCGCAAACACCUCCAGCAAGCCACCAGUCUUUGAUGAAAAUGAAGAGGAUCCUACUGGGUCCUUGUAUAUUCUGGGAUGUUACACCAGAGGAGGAGUCUGCCACAAGGAGACGGAGUCAUUCUCCCAUUCCACCCACUAGCCUUGAAGCACAGUCCUCAGUAUUGUUGAUCCUGCUGGUGAUGAUCAGGCCUUUGCUUCCAAUCAGUCGGAGGCUCCACAGGAUUCUUUGCAGCACUGAGGAGAGGUGGCCCCAGACAGAAGUGCUAGAAGAUGAGGGUUCCAAUCUCCAACCAGACACAACUGGCCAAGGGACAGGUGGUACCCUCCCUCCAUUAGUGGAUCCAUCUUAUUGUCAAUAUUGGGGAUCAUGGGACCCCUACCCCAGACACCCAGGCUCAAUGCACAAAUCCUGCUUGCCAUUGCCUGGCCAUAUGCAACCAUGGAGUAUUUGGAGGAGGAAGAAGGAUCUGACAGUUCCGAUGGUUCCAGGAUCAAUCCCAUCAUUAUUACUGGAUGAGGCAGCUUCUCCAUCUCUGCUGGAUGACUUUAAACAAUACUAAGAGUUCAUGCACAGGGUAAUGGCAGAGCUACAAAUCCUGCUGGAGGAAACUCAGGGUCCUCAGCACAGCUUACUAGACAUUCUGCAGCCCUCCCGUCCCACAGUGUCCUUCCCCAUCAACAAGGUCAUCAUGGAUCUAGCAAAGGCGGUCUGGCACAACCCUGCUUCUUGUGCUCCCACUCCUCAGAGGGCUAAGAAGUGCUACUUUGUCUCAUCCCAGGGGGAAGAGUUCUUGUUUUCUCACCCUCUGUCAAACUCCCUGGUGGUGCAGGGGCUACAAAGCGGCCCAAGCAAGAGCACUCAAAGGCUACUUCCUCUGAUAAGGGAUACAAGAGAUUCAGCCUUCUAGGAAAAAAGGUCUUCUCUUCCACCUUCCUCCAGUUCAGGCUCUUUAAUUAUCAGGCUGUCAAUAACCUCAAUUUUCAAUGGGAUAGAUAAGUUCAACCAUGAACAAGACACCUAGAGUGAAAUGAGACUCUGAGAUCUACAAAACAGCCCCUGUUCUGUAAUUGCUGAUCACCCAAACUUACUGGAUAAGCAAAGACCAUUCAUGCCUUCUGACUGCACACACCAGCUAUGACUUCACUUGCCUUUCCCAACUACCAAAUGGCUUAUAAUGCCCACCCUGAGGGUGGCAUUUGAAGAGUGACCCUUCCCUUGGGAGCCAGUGGUUUUGAGAAGUUCCAGGAGAAUCCCCUGGUGAUUUGAGGUGACCUUCGACCACUUUGAAAUUUUGCGAGCCAUUGGGAAAGGCAGCUUUGGAAAGGUCUGCAUUGUACAGAAGAAUGACACCAAGAAAAUGUACGCCAUGAAAUACAUGAACAAACAGAAGUGUGUGGAGCGUAAUGAAGUGAGAAAUGUGUUCAAAGAGCUGCAGAUUAUGCAGGGCCUGGAACACCCCUUCUUGGUUAAUUUGUGGUACUCAUUCCAAGAUGAGGAGGACAUGUUCAUGGUGGUGGAUCUUCUUCUUGGAGGGGAUCUGCGUUAUCAUCUACAGCAAAAUGUCCGAUUUCAAGAAGGCACUGUGAAACUCUUCAUCUGUGAACUGGCAUUGGCACUAGACUAUCUCCAGGGUAGACACAUCAUCCACAGGGACAUGAAGCCUGACAACAUCUUACUGGAUGAUCAUGGACAUGUGCACAUCACAGAUUUCAACAUUGCCACGAUACUGACUAAAGGGAUGCAGGUCACCACUAUCGCUGGCACAAAGCCAUAUAUGGCGCCUGAGAUGUUUAACUCAACAAAAUCUACUGGCUAUUCCUUUGCUGUUGACUGGUGGUCUUUAGGAAUUACUGCCUAUGAGCUACUUAGAGGCCGGAGGCCCUAUCACAUUCGCUCCAACACAUCGACAAACGAAAUUGCUCACGUGUUCAGGACAGCUACUGUAAUGUAUCCUGCUGCUUGGUCUAAAGAAAUGAUGUCGCUACUCAAAAAGUUGCUUGAGCCAAAUCCCGAGGCACGGUUUUCUCAGUUGAAAGAUAUCCAGGACUUUUCGUAUCUCGCUGAUAUUAACUGGGAUGCAGUCCUACAGAAGAGGAUAAUGCCAGGAUUCAUUCCCACUAAAGGUAGACUGAAUUGUGACCCAACCUUCGAACUUGAAGAAAUGAUCCUGGAGUCCAAACCUCUUCAUAAAAAAAAGAAGCGCUUAGCUAAGAAGGAGAAAGACACCAACAAAAGCUGUUCUUCACAGGGCUGCCGUCUUCAGAAGCACCUGGAGUCACUGCAAAGGGACUUCAUUGUUUUCAACAGAGAAAAGAUGAGGAGACACCACAAUGAAAUCCAAGAGAAUAUAACACUGACACAAACCAAAGACCCGGAAGAAGAAGACAACCAGAACAACAACCUUUGAGCUCACUUAGCCUCUGCCCUCGUGUGUUUUCUCAAGGGUUCACUGCACACCUACACAUGUUCAUGGAGCUUGGUGAAUAGAAUUACCCACUGAUAAAAGGACAAUGCCCAUACCCCAGCACAGGGCGUCUAAGCCAGAAAUGUGUGCACCUUUCUUUUCCUCCUUCCACCUUAAGUCAGGUGGAUACAGGGGGCCAGGGAGAGGUCUUAGUCCUGCCCCUGCAAAUAUCCUGCCAAAAUAAACAAGAGUCAGAUCCUCCUCCUCUGCCGGAGAUGGUUACAGGAAUUUGACCACAAGAAGAUGUGGUCUCUUUUUCAGAAGAGACCCUGAGUGCAGGAAGGAGGAGCUUAUCCUUGUGGGGCAGGAUGCCUGCUGGCACAACAUUUGGGUAUUGAGUGCCUAGUGUAAAUCUGGGCUAGGGAUCAGUUGAUUGCCAGUGGGAAGCAACAGAAGGGUAUUUAAUGCAUAAUUAGGUCUGUCACAUAGAAUCAAUAUUAGAGAUGAGCCAGCAGCAGAAUCACAGACCCAAACUCUUUGGAAGUUUGGAUUUUGACAUGAGCCUCAUAGCUUAGACUCAUCUCUAAUUGUUAGAGACAGAAGGGGCUGCUCUCAACUGCCGGGCUUGUAUUUAAUCUGCAGUGUACAGAAGACAGGACCUUUGCUUCCAACAGGGUCUCUUUCUAAUAUUUCUUUAGUCUGUGGUAGGGAAAUGAUUUAGUUCCUCAAUAUGGGGAAAAGGCAAUAAUGGUUUCUUAUGUUUCUGUUUUGUUGUCUCUGAUGAAAUUCCCUAGCUUCCCUGACUUUAUGCUAUUGGGCAGGGCUGGCUCAGCAAUGGCUAAGAACAUAUGAACAAUGGGGACUAGGACGGAACCUACUAAUUUGUGUCAGAAAAGGAAGAGGUAGUAGUUCUCUAUUGCUGGAUAACACGCUAGGGUGGAUGCUUCACUAGCAUAUAAAGUUCACCACUGGCAUAAGCAGAUGCAACUCCAUUGAAUCCAAUGGGAUUGUGGCCCCCUUUGGUCCCCUUACACCAGAGAUAAAUUUGGUUAUGCAUCUUUAGGUGUGAUAGAACAUCAACUUUGUAGUCUUGAUUUCCCUUUCGCUAAGGUGUUAGACGAGAACAUUAUGGACCAAAUUCAACCCUGGCCUAAGCAGCCACAAUACCCAAUGGUAACUGCACCAUCUUACACCAAGGCUGAAAUUGGCCAAAGCAUCUGGUUUAUAGUCAUGCUGUGAUUGACACUAUCUUUUUAAAGCAUUAGGGCCCUGACUUUUCACCUUCUUGUUUUGCUUGUCUUACUCUCACUGUGUGUUAAACUGUCUCCCAUCUGCCCAAAGCCGUUCUUUGUAUCCCCCUGCGACUUCCUUUCUCUCCCUGUCCGAAUCUGAUCAAGUAAAAGUCUGAAUAAAAACAAGCUAUGAGACUUCUUCCCAGACA